AUGAUUAAUAACGAACCUGAUGCUCCAUUUAAUUCUAAUAAACAACCACGUCAUCCAGGUUUUACCAUUGGUCGUAAAUGGCAUUUAAGUUUUUCUAUUGUUGCUAUUUGUUUGUCAGUACUUAAUGUUAUAUUUGCCAGUGGGCAAUCAAUUGGUUUAGUAUUAUUUCUAGGAAGUUUUAAUGGACUUACAGGAGUUUAUUUUGUUCUCUUCUUCUGUUCACUUUCAUUUACAAUAGUAUUUAGUAUUAUGUCAGUAUGGUUUGGAUAUAAAAAGCAAAUAACACAUUCAAUGAGAUCAUCUCGUUGGAUAAAAUAUAUGCUUUUAGUUGGUGUUUUUGAUGCAGCCAACGGUUUUUUAUUUGUAUUUAGUUCACAUGGUACUCGUGUACCACCAGCAUUAUCAUCAAUUCUUAUACAAUCCAUUAUUCCUUGUACAUUUAUAUUUUCAAAAUUUCUUCUACCUAAAAAAUAUCAUUGGCGACAUAUAUUAAGUGUAGCUCUUGUGCUUGUUGGUGUUGGAUUUAGUCUUAUACCAACAUUUAAACGAAUUCAUGAUGGUACGGCUAAAACAGAAUUAAAAGAUGGUUGGUAUUGGCCAUUUAUAUUUAUAGUAGGUUGUAUACCAGCUGCUUUAAUGAAUAUAGUACAAGAACAAUUACAAAUAAAAUAUACUCAACAAGCACGAGAAAAUCAAGAAAAAAUUACAAGAUUUUCAGUUAUGUAUUUUCAAGCUGUUGAAUCAACAUUUCAAUUUUGUACAAUUGCAUUAUGUUUUGCACUUGAUUUAGUACCAAAAUUUGGUACAUCAAACGAUAUUCAUUCAUUUUGGACUUCAUUUUCAAAUGGAUUUAAAUGUUUUUUUAAUGAUAAGAGUCUUAGCGGUGGUCGUUGCCAUGUUGCUGGAGAUGUCGUUCCACCUGACGGUGCGCGGUUAGUUGUCGAGCUCGAAGCUGGCCGCUGUGUGGAUGUCGUUCCACCUGACGGUGCGCGGUUAGUUGUCGAGCUCGAAGCUGGCCGCGGUGCAGUUGUCGUUCCACCUGACGGUGCGCGGUUAGUUGUCGAGCUCGAAGCUGGCCGCGGUGUGGAUGUCGUUCCACCUGACGGUGCGCGGUUAGUUGUCGAGCUCGAAGCUGGCCGCGGUGCAGUUGUCGUUCCACCUGACGGUGCGCGGUUAGUUGUCGAGCUCGAAGCUAGCCGCUGUGUGGAUGUCGUUCCACCUGACGGUGGGCGGUUAGUUGUCGAGCUCAAAGCUGGCCGCUGUGUGGAUGUCGUUCCACCUGACGGUGCGCGGUUAGUUGUCGAGCUCGAAGCUGGCCGCGGUGCAAUUGUCGUUCCACCUGACGGUGCGCGGUUAGUUGUCGAAGUCGAAGCUGGCCGACGUGUGGAUGUUGUUCCAUCUGACGGUGCACGGUUAGUUGUCGAACUUGAAGCUGGCCGCUGUGCAGUUGCCGUUCCACCUGACGGUGCGCGGUUAGUUGUCGAGCUCGAAGCUAGCCGCUGUGUGGAUGUUGUUCCACCUGAUGGUGGGCGGUUAGUUGUCGAGCUUGAAGCUGGCCGCUGUGUGGAUGUUGAUCCACCUGACGGUGCCCGAGCAGUUGUCGAGCUCGAAGCUGGCCGCGGUGCAGUUGUCGUUCCACCUGACGGUCGCUGUGUGGAUGUUGUUCCACCUGACGGUGUCCGAGCAGUUGGCGAGCUCGAAGCUGGCUGCGGUGCAGUUGUCGUUCCACCUGACGGUGCCCGGGCAGUUGUCGAGCUCGAAGCCGGCCGCGGUGUAGUUGUCGAUCUGGGUGUUGUUGACCAAGCAGUUGUUGAUCUAGAUGUUGAGAUGAAAGUGGUUUGA
Molecule: messenger RNA, 1842 nt
Organism: Rotaria sp. Silwood1
Lineage: Eukaryota; Metazoa; Rotifera; Eurotatoria; Philodinida; Philodinidae
Source: the annotation of a GenBank genome assembly